CCCACAGCAGAUCACCAUUUCACAAGCACGAUGACACUUGCACAAAUGGGUGUAAGCAGUGUACCUGAGUGCUACAUUCUCCCUCCAGCCGAACGCCCUACCCUUGAGCAGACGCCACCUUCUACCGUCAGUGCUUUGCCAGUCAUAGAUCUCUCCUCUUUAGAGAACCCGGUUCUUCAGCCACAUGUGAUUGAACAAGUGCAUACGGCAUGCAAGGAAUUCGGAGGUUUUCAGGUGAUCAAUCAUGGAAUUCCUGUUUCAUUAACGGAUCAGGCCCUAGAUGUUGCCGCAGAUUUCUUUGACAUGCCAAAUGACACAAAAAUGCAGUUUGCCUCUACUAAUGUUCAUGAACCUGUAAGGUAUGGGACAAGUUUAAAUCAAGUCAAUGAUAAAAUUCAAUAUUGGAGAGACUUCAUCAAACACUAUGCCAAUCCAAUUUCAACUUGGAUUGACUUGUGGCCAUCAGAGCCUCCAAGUUACAAGAAAAAAAUGGGAAACUAUGCCAAGGCUUUGCUACUUUUGCAUACAAAGCUAAUACAGAUAGUAUUUGAGAGCUUGGGUCAGCAAUCAGACUACUUACAGAAUGAUGUGGAGCAAGGUUCCCAAGUCAUAGCAGUGAAUUGCUAUCCUACUUGCCCAGAACCAAAUUUAGCACUGGGCCUGCCCCGACACUCAGACUAUGGAUUGUUAACAAUCAUACUCCAAGAUCAACAGGGUCUAGAAGUGAUGGACAGAAAUGAGAAUUGGCAGCCUGUUCCAUUAAUUGAAGGAGCGUUAGUGGUUCAGGUGGGUGAUCAAAUGGAAGUGCUAAGCAAUGGCCGAUACAAAAGUAUUGUUCAUCGAGCAACUGUGAAUUUAGAGAAAAAGCGUCUUUCCAUUGCUAGCCUUCACAGUCUGGCAAUAAACAGAAAAGUAACACCUGCUCCAGACCUAGUGGAUGAGCGACAUCCCUUGUCCUACAAAGAAGGCAGCUUCGAAGAUUUUCUGAACUUCCUUUCAGAUAAUGACAUCCUGGAAGGUAGAUACAUAGACACAUUAAGAAAAAAUUCAGACAGCAUUUCUGAAGCAAAAUGA
Salvia splendens (bonfire salvia) is the source of this 1074-nucleotide messenger RNA. Its product is annotated as flavanone 3-dioxygenase 3. The record is from RefSeq and is a predicted model, not a curated record. Lineage: Eukaryota; Viridiplantae; Streptophyta; Magnoliopsida; Lamiales; Lamiaceae. The coding region runs from base 31 to 1074 and encodes 347 amino acids. The transcript is spliced from 3 exons.